AUGAAGGUUGCCACCAAGUACGUCAUGGUCAAUUCCGGAGCCACGACGAGUGAUGUUGUGCACGCAGACGCGCAUGCUGGCGAUGUAGAACAAACACCUGCAGAACCCAGUGUUGCGCCAAGACCCUUGCGUGCACCAGAUUCCCCGUCCGACGAACGUCGCCUGCUGCAUGAGCUCACUCAUGCUGACUUUGCGCCAUGGUGUCCACACUGCAUAGCAAGCAAAGCGCCGGAAGACCAACACCCGUCGAAACAAACACGACGAUCCAGAAAUCCCCGUGAUCCAGUUGGAUUACCAGUUUUCAGCCGGGAUGGUGGGCUUGUGGAGGAAGAAAGCCGCGCAGCCACCGUCCUCACCGGUGUUGACACCUCGUCCGGCUGGCCACCUAUGGUAUUCAUCCCGCACAAAGGCGUCGAUGCGUAUGCGGUGAAGUCGCCGAUGGUUCGGAUCAAUCGCCUAGGGUAUCAAAAGGUGACCCUACAACAUGAUCCCGAGGAAACUUCCGAUGACGAUGCAGGUUCCGACACCACCUCCAGUGCACCAGGCCCAGAUGGUCAAGAACCAGGUUGCAGCGAGGUUGGAACACAGGGUCAGGCCGGUGACGUCAGGAAAGAGUUCGAGCAGCUUGUCACGGAAAAGAUGGCCACAAAAGGAUACAGUUUCCAACGAGGAACGAAAGUCAACGUGUUAGGGCGCACGAAGGUGCAGACGCAUGAUGCUUUCUUCACGCUACCUGAAGCCAAACACCGCGACAACAUCCUCACACUCCUCGACCUCUGGCAUGCCAAGCCGUCGAGAGUCGCAGGACGCUACUUGUUGUACAAACCCAACUUGGCUAGAGUAGUGGCCCUGAACCCCGAAAGUAAGGCCUCCGGUGUGAUGACCGUCGAUGGUUUUACAGAUUCGGAUUGGGCAGGAUGCUUGGACACACGGCGUUCCAGUUUCGCAUGGCUAUAUGUAGUCUUCGUGCACCCGCAAACUCAGCCCGGACUCCCCGCAACAUCGUCCGGAGAAGCCGAAGCGCGCGCCUUUGGCAGAGGUGCUAGGGAUGUCAUGUUCAUCAAACAGCUUGGUGAAGGCGAUUUUGGUUUGAAAAUGGCCACCCCUCACGCUUGGACAGAUGCAAGUACCGCGUUGCAAACAUCAAAACGGUUGGGCGCAGGUGCCCGCAUGCGACACAUCGACGUGGCGGCCCUCUAUGUCCAAGAUUUGGUGUACCAAAAGCAGCUGAAGGUAGGCAAGGUCCUUGGCACGUCAAAUCCAAAUCCGUCGAACUGCCUCACAACGCAUUUGGAUGCCAAAUUCAAAGAGCAGUGCGUUCAGGACUUAGGCAUGGUUGAUUUCAGUAGGUCAGAUUUGCAACCCUUACUGGAAACUGCCGAACAAAUUGAACUCGUGGCUGCCUUGUUGGCCCAGCGUCCGAAACCAAAAUCCGAAACGCCAUGGAAACCAAAUUUUGCAAUCGCCGCUGAUGCGCUAGAAGUGUGUAUCCUACAAUCUUUGUCAGGGGUCACAGCUCAAACCCUUACAACGCCUUCCUCAGGCAUUGCCUUGGGGUGA
Molecule: messenger RNA, 1560 nt
Organism: Cladocopium goreaui
Lineage: Eukaryota; Dinophyceae; Suessiales; Symbiodiniaceae
Source: the annotation of a GenBank genome assembly